Coccinella septempunctata (seven-spotted ladybird) is the source of this 2014-nucleotide messenger RNA. RefSeq names its product zinc finger protein ubi-d4 B (gene d4). The transcript is spliced from 8 exons. The record is from RefSeq and is a predicted model, not a curated record. Gene Ontology annotation, cellular component: nBAF complex. The coding region runs from base 56 to 1732 and encodes 558 amino acids. Lineage: Eukaryota; Metazoa; Arthropoda; Insecta; Coleoptera; Coccinellidae. Gene Ontology annotation, biological process: nervous system development.
GUUCUGUGGUUGCCUUGAUGGUUGAUGUUUGAUGAUGAUGUUUGAUCCGUAAAGAAUGGCUUUGGCGGUGGUGAAUGCUAAUAAUGUUGAUAUUAAAAUGGAUAAUAUAAUAAAUAAAUCGAAUUUGGAUAAAAUAGAAAGUUUUUUGAACGAUCCCCAAUAUAAAGAAGUUCUGGAAAGCUCAGCAAAUUACAAUACUCGACUAUGUAUAGAACGAAGGAUGCGCCUACCAUUUAUAGAUACACAAACUGGGGUUGCACAAAACCAUUCAUCCUUAUUCAUGCACCCUAGACAGAGAAUUCCAGGAUUGUUGCCUGGUCAAAUAUAUUCUUAUCCUAGACCUAGAUGGAGAAAAAAACGGAGACAAUAUCUUACUAUGAAUUCUAGAGCAUUUGCUAGAACAGCAGAUUCAAUAUUAGAUGAAGGAGAAGUACAUAGCAUUUCCCAAGUAGAAAAUCCAGCUCUUCUAGAUACCGAUAGUAAAGAUAGUCAAUUAUUGAAAGAUGAGGUGCCAAAGGAAUGGUAUUAUGAUGAGCAAGAUAUGCUAGAAAUGGAAGCUUAUGAUGAACCAGAUCCUGACUCAGAUUUAGAUUAUGAAGAAACUUAUAAAAAAGGAAGGAAGAAGAAAGGCACAGGCAGGGGGAGGGGUACAGACUCUCCUAGUACACCUGGACGUAAAAAAAGUUCAGCAAAUGCAGGUAGAGGAAGAAAAAAAGGUGGUCAUAGUUUUGAACCUACUCCUGGAGAUCCAGAUAAGCCAUUUGCUUGUGAACUGUGUGGAGCGCGUUACAAGACGAGGCCGGGGUUGACGUACCACUACGGACAUUCUCACAAAGAGGGCGCUAGCGACGAUAACUCGCGCGACAGUAAUGCCUCUACCCUGACUCCGAUGAACGUGGCUAUGCCACCAGCACCUGGCCCAUCGGGCUUGCCUGUUCCCUUUUCAGGCGUUCCUGGUCAGGGUGUGCAACCCAUGCAAGGCGUUGUGGGGGGCAAUAGUAUGGGAGGGAUGGGGGAGGUGGCGUCGCCAGUGCCGACGCAUGGGGGGCAGCCGAAUCCAGGACAGGUCUAUCAAGAUAGUUAUGUUUCCUUUCUGAACCAGACACCCGGUUCCCAACCAAGGGCCCGUAACCGCGCGGGCCAGGGCCCACCAAUAGGCGCCCCUCCGGGCAUUCAGCCACCCCCGAUGUCCAUGCCGCAGGCGGCCCCGCUCCCCCCGAAUCUACCCCCCUCUCAGCCCCCGAUGCCAUCCAUGCCGCAGCACCCGCCGCCGAACAUGUCAUCCGAAGAACCCCAGAUGCCGGUGCUUCCGCCGGAAAACCCCGUCGAACCCCCGCCCCCAGUGCCGGCAGAAGGCCCUCCUCCCAAAGAGGGGGGGCCGCCCAAGGCGGGCCCCAGCCCCUACUGCGACUUCUGCCUGGGCGACAGUAGGGAGAACAAGAAGACAGGGUGUCCGGAGGAACUGGUUUCAUGCUCCGAUUGCGGAAGAUCAGGUCAUCCAAGUUGCCUUCAAUUCACCCCAAACAUGAUGAUAUCAGUAAAGAAAUAUAGAUGGCAGUGUAUCGAAUGCAAAUGUUGCUCCGUUUGUGGAAACUCUGAUAACGAUGACCAGUUAUUGUUUUGUGAUGAUUGCGAUAGGGGAUACCACAUGUAUUGCUUAACGCCACCAUUAGAAAACCCGCCAGAAGGAUCUUGGUCUUGCAAAGUUUGUGUCAACAUAUUCCACAAGUGAAAUGUAUGAUAGUUUGAAUUCACAUAGAAAUUAAGUAUCUUUUGUGUAAACAUUGAAAUUCUGUUGAUAUUAAAUGCUAGGUUUCUCAGUUCAAAAAAAGAACAAAUUAAAUACUUAAGAAAUUUAAUUUUUUAAUAAAAAUGUUGAUUUUGAUACUUAAGCUAACACAAAUUAUUUUAUUGCUAACAUUUUGAGGUUCAGUUUGGUGCAUGAAUUGGGAGAGAAAACAUGUAAAAGGAAAAGACAUGAUGUAAUUUUGAAUAAAAAGAAAUACUUUUGUUA